Merops nubicus (carmine bee-eater) is the source of this 591-nucleotide messenger RNA. Its product is annotated as DNA topoisomerase I, mitochondrial-like. Gene Ontology annotation, cellular component: mitochondrial nucleoid; chromosome. The record is from RefSeq and is a predicted model, not a curated record. The annotation marks the transcript as partial. Gene Ontology annotation, biological process: DNA replication; DNA topological change. Gene Ontology annotation, molecular function: DNA binding; DNA topoisomerase type I (single strand cut, ATP-independent) activity. The transcript has 5 exons. NCBI's taxonomy places the organism in Eukaryota, Metazoa, Chordata, Aves, Coraciiformes, Meropidae.
ACAACCAUCCUGAACAAACAUCUCCAGAAACUGAUGGAUGGUUUGACUGCCAAAGUGUUCAGAACCUACAACGCUUCCAUCACCCUGCAGGAGCAGCUCAAGGCCCUCACUAACUCUGAGGACAGCGUUGCAGGAAAGCUCCUCUCCUACAACCGAGCCAACCGAGCCGUGGCCAUCCUGUGCAACCACCAGAGGGCUACACCAAAAACCUUUGAGAAAUCGAUGCAAAUCCUCCAGACGAAGAUUGAUGCCAAGAAGCAGCAGGUGGAGGAAGCCCAGCAAGAGCUGGCAAAAGCUGAAGAGGAGUUUGAAGACACAAAAGAUGCCAAAGCAGAAGCCAACGUGGAGAAGAAAAAGAAGCUGUUGAAGAGGCUGGAAGAGCAGCUGGCCAAGCUCAACGUCCAGGCUACGGAUAAGGAGGAGAACAAGCAGAUAGCUCUGGGCACGUCCAAGCUGAACUACCUGGACCCCAGGAUCAGCAUAGCUUGGUGCAAGAAGUUUGGUGUGCCCAUUGAGAAGAUCUACAACAAGACUCAGAGGGAGAAGUUCGCCUGGGCCAUCGACAUGACUGAUGAGGACUUUGAAUUCUGA